Priapulus caudatus is the source of this 2297-nucleotide messenger RNA. RefSeq names its product PR domain zinc finger protein 1-like. Gene Ontology annotation, cellular component: cytoplasm; nucleus. The transcript is spliced from 3 exons. Gene Ontology annotation, molecular function: DNA-binding transcription factor activity; RNA polymerase II cis-regulatory region sequence-specific DNA binding; histone deacetylase binding. The record is from RefSeq and is a predicted model, not a curated record. Gene Ontology annotation, biological process: cell fate commitment; regulation of transcription by RNA polymerase II. The coding region runs from base 103 to 1740 and encodes 545 amino acids. NCBI's taxonomy places the organism in Eukaryota, Metazoa, Priapulida, Priapulimorpha, Priapulimorphida, Priapulidae.
CGGAGACGUGGAAGUGAAGUAGAAAGAGCAGAUAGCAGCAGAAGACAGCAUACGUCACACAACAAACUGACGUCACACGAUGCUCAACAGCUGAUCGACACAAUGGUUCAUUUAUUAACUGACGGUUGCUUCGACACGAACUCCAUCCAGGAGACAGACUAUCAAGAGUUAUGCACGUACAUAACACCAGACCGGCCCGUGUCAGCCGGAGCGCCCAACAAGGCGGACAGUUCUCUGCCUCUCAACUUGGUACUGAAGCCCUCGGUGGCUCUCAAGGAUGUGUUGGGAGUGUGGAGCACCGAAUACAUCCCGCGAGGAACGAGGUUCGGCCCCCUGGUGGGCGAAAUCUUCACCAAAGACAACGUGCCGAAAGGCGCCAAUAGGAAAUACUUUUGGCGGCCGCCGCCGGAGCCGCCGGAGCAGCAGCACCAGCGUUUCAACUUCUACCCGUACCGCACAGUGCAGGCGCCGGUGUUCCCGACGAAACCUCGGUCAUCACCGCCACCGCCGCCGCGCGAUCUCCGCUGCAGCAGCCUGUCGCCGACGAGCGGGCCGCUGACGCCGACGAUGACGCUAUCGCCAACGUCGUCGUCGUCGUCGUCGUCGCCGCCGUACAGCCCCCACAAGGAGGCGCCGCCGCUGACCUCACUGCAGCCGAUGCCGUACGGCGGCGCCAUCUACGCGCCGUCGAUCCCGCACCUCUACAACCAAUCGCUGCCGUUCGGCUCGCGCCUCGCCAGCGCCCUCACCGGACCCGCCUACCAUCCGCCGCCAGGGGGCGCCGCGACGCCCUACCCAGCCGACGACGACGACGAGGAGGGCGGCUCGCGCGGCUACCGCUCGCUGCCGUACCCGCUCAAGAAGAAGGGCGGCAAGAUGCACUACGAGUGCAACGUCUGCAUGAAGGAGUUCGGCCAGCUGUCCAACCUCAAAGUGCACCUGCGCACGCACUCGGGUGAGCGUCCCUUCAAGUGCUCCGUCUGCGCGAAAGGCUUCACGCAACUGGCGCACCUGCAGAAGCACCACCUCGUCCACACCGGUGAGAAACCGCACGAGUGCGCCGUGUGCCGCAAGCGGUUCAGUUCGACGUCGAACCUGAAGACUCACACGCGCCUGCACAGCGGCCAGAAGCCGUUCGCGUGCGGGCUGUGUCCGCAGCGCUUCACGCAGUUCGUCCAUCUGAAGCUGCACCGACGUCUACACACCAACGAGCGUCCGUACGCAUGCGCGGCGUGCGGCAAGCGCUACACGUCCGCCAGCGGACUGAAGACGCACUGGAAAACGACCGGAUGUCCGCCGAACGUCGACGCCGCCGGCAACGCCGUCGACUACGACGCCGCGUCGGACGACGUCGGCCUGUACAGCGACGGAAGCAGUCCCGGAUAUCCGUCGCCGCCGCGCUCCGACGACGGCAAGUCGCUGUCGCCACUCUCGGACUAUAGCAGCGGCAAGGAGAACGGCGGAGAGACGGACGGAGAGAUGGAGAAGGAAGGCGGCGAGAGGGAGGAGGAGGAGGCGGAGCGGGAGGCGUACGCCGCCACGGGGAAUGAAAGGACGAGAGAAGAAGCUCGCUAUCAUCAGCAGCAGCAGCAGCAGCAGGAGGAGGAGGAGCUCCGGCAGCAGCAGCAGCAGCGACAGCAACAGCAGCAGCGACAGCAACAGCAACAGCAACAGCAGCGGCAGGCUGCAGCCUAUGAGAAGAUGUAUCCGCUGUCAAUGAGUCAACUGCAGCCCGUAUAAUGGGCAGUCUCCCUCGAUCAGUACGUCCUAGUGUCUCCAGUACUGACACUGCCGUACACACAAACACUAGCAGGCUGUGAGAAGUCACAGGACUGCCCACUGUGCUGAGAGAUAUAGAGAGAGAGACAGACAGACAGACAGACAGCCGUGGUGUCUACUGACUGCUGCCGCGUCUACACGGAUAGGACAUGCGACGCUGCGAGAUAUACAGAGGACACUGCGCAUCUAGGCAUACCGCGGGGCAACGUAUGCCUAACAUACUUGACCUCUAGUGACCCCGGUCGACACGUGCGACCUCUAGCGGGCUGCGGUCGAGCUGCGCGACCCCUGGGUGGUCGCGGUCGCCGCGCGUAGCGACAGUGCUGUUGCGUUUUAUCAAUGAGUCGCGAAGAGACGACGAUGAUGAUGACGAUGAUGAUGAUGAUUUUUGUAUUAGCCUUUGGCCCUGUCUACCUGACACGCAGCUGUUCGGCGGUGUUGGCGUGCGAGAGAGUAGAGAGAAUCAGAGAGAGAGCGAGGGAGAAGAGAGAGAAGAGAGAGAGAAGAGAAGAGAGGAG